This is a messenger RNA of Nannospalax galili (Upper Galilee mountains blind mole rat), 2944 nucleotides long. It is a transcript of the gene Cwf19l2, whose product is annotated as CWF19 like cell cycle control factor 2. Gene Ontology annotation, cellular component: post-mRNA release spliceosomal complex. Gene Ontology annotation, biological process: mRNA splicing, via spliceosome. The record is from RefSeq and is a predicted model, not a curated record. NCBI's taxonomy places the organism in Eukaryota, Metazoa, Chordata, Mammalia, Rodentia, Spalacidae.
CUGGGCUUUCCUGACGGCUUCCUCACUUUACGACAGCAAUAAGUAUGGCGGCGUUCGGUGGAAGAUUUGAAAGUGCGAGGAGCAUCGCCGAACGCCGGGAGCGGACCCGCGAGGCCAGGGCCGAGGUGCUGCGCCAGGCCAAAGCCAAUUUUGAAAAAGAAGAAAGGUGUAAAGGACUUAAGCGCCUUCGAGGUGAAGACACAUGGAUGCUACCUGACGUAAAUGAGCGAAUUGAACAGUUCUCACAGGAACAUUCUAUGACAAAAAAGAAGAAAAAAGAGAAACAUUCAAAGAAGACAAAGAAAGAGAAGAAAAAAAAGAGCAAGAAACAAAAAUAUGAAAAAAGUGAAUCAACCGAUAGUUCAUCAAGCUCCGAAGAUGAGUGGGUUGAGGCUGUUCCACCCCAGAUAUCUGGCAAGGAAAAGGCCUGGAAAGUGAAAGACGAAAAGUCAGAAAACCAAGGCCACAGCCAAGUUGUUCAGAGGGAUGAAUGGAUGACUGUUAACUUUAUGACUGUUAAAGCUGUGUCCUCCUCAUCACUCAAAGCUGAAAAGGAAACUCUAAGGAAAAUGGAGCAAGAGAAAACCCAAGCACUUGAACAGUCCAAACUGCUGGAAAGAGAAUUGAAUCCAUACUGGAAGGACGGAGGGACAGGUCUUCCAUCAGAAAGCUGUCAUGUGUUGGCAGUUACUAAAGCUUCAGGAGUAGAAGAUGGUGGAUUAAGCUGGCUAAGAAAGUCUUAUCAAAGAAUGAAAGAACAAGCUGAGAAAGAAGAUAAAAAUGUUGAGGAUAUUGUGGCUGAAAGAUACGGGUCAAUGGAAAUAUUUCAGUCAAAAUUAGAAGAAGCUGAAAAAGUUGCAUGCAGAGAAGAUUGUAGACGAGAACGGUGGAGGAAACCAGCGCGUUCAGAUAAAGGACAGCAUAGUCAAGCACGUGGCGCCUCAGCUUUAGAGAAAUGUGACAGAGAUUCAAAGGAGAGACAUGGGUCAGCAGCAUCAAGCAACAGCAGCAACCAUAGGUCUAGUGGCCCUGAAAGAGGUGGUAGAUCUGGGUCAUCAGAAACGCUUAGAAGAGAGUCUACCGUAAAGCAAAGCGAAAAGACCUUUUCUGAAAACUUGAGACCUAAAUUCUUAAAACCCUCUGAUGAUGAUGAACUGCCUUUUCACAGCAAGAGCAGAAAAUUUGAACCAUCACCUUCAUCUUCUGCACUAGUGGCCCAGGCUUCUUCACAUCAUGGUUUUCGAAAACCCGUGGAGGACAGUGAGGAAGAUUUGUCAUCCUGGGGUCGAGCUAGUGGGCGAGAAAGAGACAAGAGCCAUUCGGAUGAAAGGCCAAUGGAAACUUGUAGCAGCAGUGACCAUCCACAUACUCCAGGAGAUGUGAGAGAAUCAGAGGCUGAGAGCUUGAGAGGUGACCCAUCGAGGGGAGGACGUGUGCAGGACACAGAGUUUGCAUUUGCUGGUCCAAAGGCUGAGUCCACCCAGAUCCUCAGUGUGGAUGAAAAGAACAAGCUGGGAGCCAAGAUUAUCAAGGCAGAGAUGAUGGGGAAUAUGGAUGAAGACCAGCGAGAAGUGGUCCUUGUCAGGACAGAUGACUCCGGCAGAGCGUGGCCUUUGAACACCCCGGGAGACGCUCCGGAAUUUCAAGCGGGAAGGAGGAGGAGACAGAAGGUUUCAACCCAUGAAGAAAAAGAAAGGGUCAGAUACUUCCCUGAUGAUGAUCGUCUGAGCCUCAGCGAUUUAGUCAAGAAUGAAAAGAUGGGAACAGCAGUGGAUCAAAACAAACUUUUUAUGAGGAUGGCAUCGAAGUUUAUGGGAAAACCAGAUGGAGAUUAUUAUACUCUGGAUGACAUGUUUGUCUCCAGAGCAGCUGAGAAAGAACAUGUUGGUGAAGAGGAGAGUCAGAGGAGAAGAGCUAUCGCCGAGCACCAGAGUCUUGCUGCACAAAUGGAGAAAUGUCUCUACUGUUUUGACAGCUCUCAGUUUCCCAAGCAUCUUAUUGUUGCAAUCGGCGUGAAGGUUUAUUUAUGUUUACCCAACUUCCGGUCUCUUACUGAGGGGCAUUGCCUCAUUGUCCCACUGCAGCAUCAUCGAGCAGCAACUAUUCUGGAUGAAGACAUCUGGGAGGAGAUUCAGAUGUUUAGGAAAUCGUUGGUAAAGAUGUUUGAAGAUAAAGGAUUGGACUGUAUCUUUCUGGAGACUAACAUGGGCAUGAAGAAACAGUAUCAUAUGGUUUAUGAAUGCAUUCCCCUCCCAAGGGAAGUGGGUGACAUGGCUCCUAUCUAUUUUAAGAAAGCCAUAAUGGAAUCCGAUGAAGAAUGGUCCAUGAACAAGAAGUUGAUUGAUUUGUCUUCAAAAGAUAUUAGAAAGUCUGUACCCAGAGGCUUGCCUUACUUCUCUGUGGAUUUUGGUCUUCAGGGAGGAUUUGCCCAUGUCAUUGAAGAUCAACACAAAUUCCCUCAUUACUUUGGAAAGGAAAUCAUUGGUGGUAUGCUGGAUCUGGAACCCAGACUUUGGAGGAAAGGGAUCCGAGAAAGCUUUGAGGACCAGAGGAAGAAAGUGCUACAGUUUGCUCAGUGGUGGAAGCCAUAUGAUGUCACCAAAAAUAAGAGUUGUUGAAGUGCACCACCAUGUUUAAUUUCCUCUUCUGUCCACUGCAUCCAGCCAGACAACUGAGCCUCUGUCAGAGGGGAAGGCAGCAACAGCAGACUGCUCUGGGUCUCUGACAGCCUCGUCCUGCUGGAUCCUGUUGUUUUCUUCCUCGUGGUUCCUGGGGACUUUACUUUGGUGACUGGAGUCAGAGCAGAGAUGUUGGGGUGAUCUGCUCACCUGCCCUCUGUUCCUACUGCUGCAUCAUUCGGUUCAUCUCGAGAGGACUUGUCUCAGGCAGUAGCUAAGGAGGCCUAGCAGGCUCUGGAGGAAAGUGGUCUGCUUCUGAGAGUCUG